AAAAGCCUUUCGCCAUGCUGCCCACUCCAUGUUGAUCUAACCAGCUGCUUCGCUACAAACAACUUUUUUACUGGAAGGAUGAGCCAUUAUUUCCACGCUCUUCCUCUGUGAUAAGCUGAUUUUUGACCACCCCUACUGAAAGAAGAUUUGACCCGUAUUUUGUUGACCAUGGUGCGUAAUGUGGAUGACCUGGACUUCUGCCUGUCCUCCCAUCCUCAGAGCAUCCUGGAGGGCUUGCGUUCACUCUGCUCUCAACCCAAACUGGUCGAUGUAACGCUGAGCGCAGGCGGUCGGGACUUCCCCUGCCACCGUGGCGUGCUGGCCCUGUGCAGCAUGUACUUCCGCUGCAUGUUCUCCGGUGACUUUGUGGAGAGCAUAGCAGCACGUGUGGAGCUUCAUGAUGUUGAUCCUGAUAUCCUCAGCUGCCUGCUGGACUUUGCCUACACAGGAAAACUAACCAUCAACCAGAGCAACGUGGAGGGGUUGAUCUGCACCUCCAGCCAGCUGCAGUUCCAGACAGUGAGAGCUGUUUGCAGCCGAUACCUUCAGCACCAGAUCGAUGCUACCAACUGCCUGGGAAUCCUGGAGUUUGGAGAGAUUCACGGCUGCCCUGAGGUGGUGGCCAAAGCGUGGGCCUUCCUCUUGGAGAACUUUGAGGCUGUACAACAAGGAGAGGAGUUUCUGCUACUGGGAAAACACAAGCUGGUUGCCUGCCUGUCCGAUGAAGGACUGCAAAUCCGCUCAGAAUGCACCCGUGUGGACGCCAUCCUGAAAUGGGUUAGUCACCUCAAGGAGUCUCGGCUCUGCCACCUCCCCGAACUCCUCACCUUGUCCCGUCUUUCUCUACUCAGCCUGGACUACCUGGCUGACACCCUGCUGAAGAACAGCCUGGUUCAGGCCUCUCCAAGCUGCAGAGAGGCUGUGGAAAAAAUUCGCAGAGAGAAAAUGGAUUUGGCGCCAGAAUACUUGGCCAGAGUCAACUCUCAGAGUCCUCAACCAAACCUGCAAGAGGUGCUGAUUGUAAUGGGAGGUCGGUCACUGGAUGACUCAGAUGAUGAAGAUGACUCAGAUGAAGAUGAGGACAGAGACCCAAGACUGCAGAGACUGCUGCCCAGGAACUGUGCCUUCUACAACACAAAGACUAAACAGUGGCAUGAGCUCCCUAAUUUCCCCAACCCUAACAAGUGGGGUUUCUCCAUGGUCUCCUUGAACAAUGAUGUGUAUGUCACAGGGGGCUCGCGAGGUUUGAAUACCAACACCUGGUCGACCACAGAGACCUGGAAGUACAUCACAAGAGAGGGGAGGUGGGUUACUGUGGCACCCAUGCUCCGGCCUCGGACUAACCACACAUCGGCAACGCUCAAUGGGGAGAUUUACGUCAUCGGAGGGACAACAUCAGACCAAGUUGAGGUCGAGCAUUAUGACCCUUACAGCAACACCUGGGCCUUGACAUGCCCCGCUUUAAAAUAUGUGACUAACUUCACUGCCACAGCAUGUCAUGGGAAGCUCUAUGUGAUUGGUUCGUGUGCUGUGAAAUACAAUGCUUUGACCAUGCAGUGCUACAACCCGGUUACAGAGAGCUGGAUCAACAUAUGUUCACCCUUCAUCCCCAAGUACUUGUCCUCUCCCCGUUCUGUCUGUGUGGAUGGAAUUAUAUAUCUGGUUGCUGACAAUACUAAGAAAGUCUACUCCUAUGAUCCAGAGGCAAACAUGUGGCAGAAGGUCCAGCUUCUCCACAUGCUCCAUGAGAAUGGCGGCCUGGUAACGCUGGAUGGGAAGUUGUUUGUCACCGGAGGUCACUGGAAAGGUAUGGAGGGCGAUUACGGGGUGGAAGUGGAGGUUUACAACCGAGCGUCCAACACCUGGGAGGUGGAGUGCUACCUGCCAAGACUUUGGUUCUACAGCGGGGUCUGCACCAUCUUCCUAGACCCAUCGCAGUGGCCUGAACUUUUCCCCAUAGAUUCAACUUAAUGGCCUCCUGUCCUGACAGGACCAAACUCAGGGUUCACAGAGACAUGUUCCUAUCAUAUUUAUGUUACAGUGCAAAUGGAAUGUUUAUCAUUGUGCCCGAGAAUAGCGUGUUACAUGAUCCUCAGGUAUUAUUGGUUGUUUUUAGGACCGGCUUUGCUGCUCAGCUGGUAUUUAUUUAAUCUUUGUAUCAUGUGUUUGAGAUCUGAAUUCCUUUAUCUGUAAUUGAAUGGCGUUUGUGAAUCAUUAAAUCUCACAGUUACUGGGCUCCUGUGUUAGGUAUUAUUAUUAUUAUU
Messenger RNA from Toxotes jaculatrix (banded archerfish), 2264 nucleotides. It is a transcript of the gene klhl30, whose product is annotated as kelch-like family member 30. NCBI's taxonomy places the organism in Eukaryota, Metazoa, Chordata, Actinopteri, Toxotidae. The coding region runs from base 169 to 1971 and encodes 600 amino acids. Gene Ontology annotation, molecular function: protein binding. The transcript is spliced from 8 exons. The record is from RefSeq and is a predicted model, not a curated record.